Messenger RNA from Brassica napus (rape), 306 nucleotides. Its product is annotated as 50S ribosomal protein L33-like. Gene Ontology annotation, molecular function: structural constituent of ribosome. The coding region runs from base 7 to 183 and encodes 58 amino acids. The record is from RefSeq and is a predicted model, not a curated record. The transcript has a single exon. Gene Ontology annotation, biological process: translation. Lineage: Eukaryota; Viridiplantae; Streptophyta; Magnoliopsida; Brassicales; Brassicaceae. Gene Ontology annotation, cellular component: ribosome; large ribosomal subunit.
AAGAAAAUGGGGGACAAGAGGAAGAAGACGUUCAUGUUCAUCCGUCUGGUCUCAGCGGCUGGAACAGGAUUCUUCUAUGUGAAGAGGAAGAGCAGCAAGGGCCUUCUUGAGAAGCUUGAGUUCCGCAAGUACGACCCUCGCGUCAACCGCCAUGUCCUCUUCACCGAGCAGAAGAUGAAGUGACCCCAUUUUUUAUUUAUUUCUUUUCUAGUGGUGGUUCCAUUGCUUUCGAAUAACACCAUAAAAACAAGAUGUUACUAAUGAAUCAAAGAACUUCCCAAGUUAAGUUGGGGUUUAGACGUCAAA